AUGACCGAUACCCUCAAGACAGAAUACCAGCUUUGUGAAGAGAUCGGCCGUGGUAGAUUUGGAAUCGUCUACCGCUGCUUCUCUCCCCUGACCGCCGGCGACUCCUACGCCUGCAAGGGGAAGCUUAAGCUGGCUGAUUUUGGGUCGGCGGAGUGGUUUGGGCUGAACGAGAACAGGACCAUGGAAGGGAUUGUUGGGACGCCGUAUUAUGUGGCCCCUGAAGUGUUGAGGGGAAGGGAUUACAAUGAGAAGGUUGAUGUAUGGAGUGCUGGUGUGAUUUUGUACAUUAUGCUUUCUGGGGUUCCUCCCUUUUAUGGGGAUACCCCAUCUGAGACUUUUGAGGCCGUCCUGAGGGGGAAUUUGAGGUUUCCCCCAAAAUUGUUCCGCUCUGUUUCCCCUGAGGCUAAAGAUUUGUGCAGGAAGAUGUUAUGCAAGGAUGCUUAUCGCAGAUUUUCUGCUGAUCAAGUUCUGAGGCACCCAUGGGUUAUCAAUGGAGGAGAGACCGGAUCAAUAGAUCUAACCUAA
Messenger RNA from Oldenlandia corymbosa var. corymbosa, 525 nucleotides. NCBI's taxonomy places the organism in Eukaryota, Viridiplantae, Streptophyta, Magnoliopsida, Gentianales, Rubiaceae. The record is from the annotation of a GenBank genome assembly.